CCCGCCGCCCUCCGCAUUACGUCCGAGCUCGACCCCUCCGUCGUGCCACCCUCUCUUCCUCAGCCUUGGACCAUACCAAUUGGGCAUCGUGCUGCUUCAGUCGAUGCAUCCAUACCGUCUGCGUCUCUUGUCUCGUCGAACCCUCUCUCCCAUCCCACCUAUCAUCCAACAUCCCCACCGCUCGUGGCGAACCUUCACGAUGAACCCCGGAAAGCUGGCCGACGGGGACUCUGCAAAGCACCCCAAGAAGCUGAUCUUCGCCCCUGGUGACAUCCAGGCCACUACCGACCCUAAAACCACCCCAACACCCUCACUCGAUGCGUCGACCGCGCCGGCACCCAUCUCUCGUCUCGCCGCAGAAACCCUCCGCUCGAACGCCUCGACGCCCGACUCCGUGACCGAAAAUGACAUCGUCUCCCACCCUGCGCGCGCCCACCAGUUCGUGAGCAACCCCCCACUCACCAUCUCCCAGAUGCACCCGACCAACCCUCUCCACCAAUUCCAUUCCUGGUUCUGCGAUCCCCGUCUGCUGCCUUCCUCCGCGCCCGAGACCUGCACCCUCGCCACGGCCAGCAUGCCCACGGGCCGCGUCAGCGCCCGCGUCGUAUACCUGAAGGAACUGGAUGAGCGCGGCUGGGUGGUGUACAGUAACUGGGGCAGUCGCGAAGGCAAAGGCGGCCAGGUGUUUGGCAACCACGCGGACGGUGAGGACACGCUGAGUGCCAUGCCCGAGCCGGGUCAGGAUGAGAGUCUUCAGGAAGGUCUGCAGCAGGGUAACAAGUGGGCGGCACUGACGUUCUGCUGGUCGAAUCUGGAACGCCAGGUGCGUAUCGAAGGUCUUGUCGAGCCCCUCAGUCGCGAGGAGAGUGAGGUGUACUGGCGGACGCGCGAACGGGGCAGUCAGAUCGGCGCCUGGGCCAGCUGGCAGAGCAAGGUAUUGUGGUCCAUGGAGCCUCAGAUAUUGAUUGAUCGGCGACGCAAGAGCCUGGAUCCGACCUUGCGUCCGCAGAUCCCGGUGGAUGUGGACGAGACGGAUAUUGAUGAUGGUCGGGCGUUGCUAGAGAAGCGGGUGCGGGAGAUGGAAGAACGGUUUGCGGGGGUCGAGCACAUCCCUCUGCCUCCGUAUUGGGGCGGCGUACGCUUGGUGCCUGAGUCAGUGGAGUUCUGGCAGGGGCGUCGCAGUCGUUUGCAUGAUCGGUUCCGGUAUGUGAGGGUGCAUGCCGAGGAUGAGUCGGCGUAUAGAUGGCGGAUUCAGAGACUGUCGCCGUGAGCUGGUACCUGAUAGAGUGCAGAGUGCAGUGUAUGGAUGCAAUGCAUGGAAUGGAACUGUAGAUGAGACCACGAGAUACCAGAUCGUAAGAAUUGAAGAGUGAUACAUCAAAUCUCAAG
Aspergillus sclerotioniger CBS 115572 is the source of this 1389-nucleotide messenger RNA. Its product is annotated as pyridoxamine-phosphate oxidase PDX3. The coding region runs from base 200 to 1270 and encodes 356 amino acids. Gene Ontology annotation, biological process: pyridoxine biosynthetic process. Gene Ontology annotation, molecular function: FMN binding; pyridoxamine phosphate oxidase activity. The transcript has 2 exons. The record is from RefSeq and is a predicted model, not a curated record. Lineage: Eukaryota; Fungi; Ascomycota; Eurotiomycetes; Eurotiales; Aspergillaceae.